AUGGCUCAAGCCGCUUCCUGGAAGCCAAAUGGAUAUCCAAAGCUAGCAAAGCUCAUGGGCAGGAGCUCAGAGGCGGCUAUCUUUCGACGCUUCAAUGAGAUCAACAUGCUUAACCUACUGAACCUUCAGGCAGAGAUAGCGGCGCUACGAAAAGAAUUUUGGUUGCAAUGCAACGCCGAUGCUAUUCGAGGCCCACCGUACGAGAAUCUAUCGCUAAGUUUCGAAACACAGCGUAGUGUCAACAGUGUCAACGACCCGAAAUACGAACACCAGUACCACAUCCUCCUCAGACUCAGGGCAAAGAUGAAGGAAUACAAUGAGCUCUUACUCCAAGUCUCACAACUCUCAAAGCUCAACGCGCCCUUAAAAGAGGACCUCUCCUUCUUCCGCACAUGGAUCCAAGACCCAAAGGGCGGCGCCGACUUCCUCGCCAAGAACAACAACGUCGAAUCCUUCCUCUACGAACCGGAAUUCACCAAGGACCUCCUGACGCUUAGCCAAUUCAGCAGCCCGGGCCCAGAGAACGAUCCCUUCGUGCGGCUGCUCCGCAAGAGAGUGGUCUAUUUGUACCACCUCUGCAUCGGGCAACGCCUCGAAAACCGCUCGCGGAUUGUGGAUGAGGAGAGCCAGACAGUGCAGUAUGAUGAAUCGGCUAUCAACAAGGGUGCGAACAUCAUCGCUACGGUGUUGAGCAGUACGCUACCGCUGAUAGCGAUUGUGAUUCUGAAUCGCUUCCAGCGUACGGAGACGAGGAUCAAUAUCGCGGUCGGGAUUACGGCGGCGUUUGCGCUGAUUCUGGCGUUGUUUACAAAUGCGAGGAGGGUGGAGGUCUUUGCGGCUACGGCGACGUUCGCAGCCGUGGAAGUCGUCUUCAUCGGCAGCGUGGCGAAAUCGUAGCACUUCCGUGAACGAGGAUAUGACGAGAACGGGGAAAUAGAACAAUAGGCCUUGGAAAGCCAGAAGGAGAAUCGCGCGAUUCAUAUAUGGUGGAAUUGUUGGUUGGGUGGGACUCAUCCGCUGUCCAAGUUGAGGGGUUC
Molecule: messenger RNA, 1037 nt
Organism: Trematosphaeria pertusa
Lineage: Eukaryota; Fungi; Ascomycota; Dothideomycetes; Pleosporales; Trematosphaeriaceae
Exons: 4
Coding region: 1-897 (298 amino acids)
Source: RefSeq, a predicted model, not a curated record